ACAUCUUUCCCGGAGCUGUAGUCAGUGAGGUGGCCGGACCAAUUCUCCUCCAUGGAUUCUCGAAACGACGAGGAGACGCCGUUGGUCUCUUCCUCUGGUGAGGAUCGGAAAGUCAGAGGUGGAAAGAGCUACACAAGGGAUGUUCAUAUCCUCAGCAUCUCCUUUCUCUUAAUCUUUCUCGCCUAUGGUGCUGCUCAGAACCUUGAAACUACCGUUAAUAAGGAUUUGGGAACAAUAUCUCUAGGGAUAUUAUAUGUGUCCUUCAUGUUUUGCUCCAUGGUUGCGUCUUUGGUUGUCCGGUUAAUGGGAUCAAAGAAUGCUCUGGUUUUAGGAACUACUGGAUAUUGGCUCUUUGUCGCUGCCAAUCUGAAGCCAUCAUGGUUUACUAUGGUACCGGCCUCUUUAUACCUUGGAUUUGCAGCUUCAAUUAUAUGGGUUGGCCAGGGAACUUACCUUACUUCAAUUGCGAGAAGCCAUGCUAAAGAUCAUGGCCUGCAUGAAGGUUCGGUAAUCGGUGUCUUCAAUGGGGAAUUUUGGGCUAUGUUUGCCUGCCACCAGCUGUUUGGGAAUCUCAUCACACUUGCAUUGCUGAAAGAUGGAAAGGAAGGAAGCACCAGUGGCACUACCUUAUUGAUGUUGGUGUUUCUCUUCAGUAUGACAUUAGGAACAAUACUUAUGUUCUUCAUUCGGAAAAUUGAUGGAGAAGAUGGAAAAGAACCUGUGGGUUCUCCUGUGGGCUUAGUUGAUUCCUUGGUUUCUCUUCCAAGGAUGAUAAUCACUCCUCUUCUCGAUAUACGGAUGCUACUGAUUGUCCCUCUCCUUGCAUAUUCAGGAUUGCAACAAGCAUUUGUUUGGGCUGAGUUUACAAAGGAAAUUGUUACGCCAGCGAUUGGUGUCUCAGGUGUCGGUGGGGCAAUGGCAGUCUACGGAGCUCUUGAUGCAGUUUGUUCAAUGACUGCUGGACGGUUUACCUCUGGUCUGUCAUCAAUCACCUUCAUAGUUUCUGGUGGCGCUGUUGCACAAGCUUCUGUAUUUCUCUGGCUUCUUCUUGGGUACAGGCAAACUAGCGGAGUACUUGGCACAGCUUACCCACUUAUAAUGGCGGCGAUAUUAGGAAUUGGUGACGGAAUAUUAAAUACUCAAAUCAGUGCUCUUCUCGCAUUACUCUUCAAACAUGACACGGAAGGAGCGUUUGCGCAGCUAAAAGUAUGGCAGAGCGCAGCAAUAGCAAUAGUGUUCUUCCUAAGUCCGUACAUAUCACUGCAAGCAAUGCUCAUAGUGAUGCUGGUUAUGAUCUGUGUUUCACUCCUCUCUUUCCUGUUUUUAGCUCUUAAGUAUUUCACGAGUUCCCUGCUCUUCCAGAAUUCUCUCUUCACGAAAUUCUCUGCGCUUUCGAAGAUGUUUGAUGAUCAAGAUCUGGGCUUCUUUGCCAAUUUCCUGGGAAUCUUCAUCUUCAUACUGGUGAUAGCCUACCAUUUCGUCAUGGCUGACCCUAAAUUCGAAUAGAUAUGAGGUUCAAGUUCAAUCAUUGUUGGUUUCUACAAUCAUCUGUCAGACUCAACAUGUCAUUCGCAUUCCAUACUUGAAGAUGUUUUUUGUAGCUCUUAAGGAAGAUGUUUAAGCUCGCUCUUGUAAUACUUGGUUUUAGCUGCAGAAAUCUUUUUUGUAGUGCUGUUAUUCAUAUACUUUGGUAAUUCUCUAUAAAAGGCUUGUUUCUAG
Arabidopsis arenosa is the source of this 1719-nucleotide messenger RNA. The record is from the annotation of a GenBank genome assembly. Lineage: Eukaryota; Viridiplantae; Streptophyta; Magnoliopsida; Brassicales; Brassicaceae.